UUGAAUCUAUUUCUCUGACUAAAUUAAUAACGAUAAUAACACAUUUAAAGGGAACAUAGUGUUUCCAUUUUAGAAGUCUUUUCAAAAAGGCAAUGCAAUGGAAGAGGUCGAUUUCUAUUAUGGCUUGGAUGCAUUCGAACAGCAGGAGGAAAAGAAAUCUAAAGAGUUGGAAGAUUUGGAGAAUAAAUACCAAAAAUCUCUUAAGACGGUCAAACAAUUGGAGGAUGAAAACAAAGCUUUAAAAAAGAAAAUACAAAAAAUAGAAAUUAAUUUUCAAAAUCUACUAGACACUGCUCGUUCUGAAAUUCAACGCAAGAACCGUGAAAUAGAUCGUUUAAGAACUGAGAAAGAUGAUCUGUGUUUUCGCAGAAUUUCGAAGCAUCAAUCAGACAGCGGUAAAAGCAAAAGUGAUGGACAGAUUGCAGUGAAAAAGAUAGAGAUAUCUUUAAACGAUAACACAGACUUUGUGGAAUCUAAAAAAAAAGUUAGUCCGCAAAAAAAAGGGAAAACUUAUCAGAAUAAAGAUGGUAAAAGAAUACGAUCAAGGUCACGCUCUUAUUCUCGGGAACAAAGCAAAAGUAGUCAUAAACGUCACCGCUCACGGUCUCGUUCAGUCGAAAAGUAUAAUCGUAGAAAGAGACGGUCCCAUUCAUUUGACUCAAUUAAGUACAAUAGAAAAGGAUCAAAACAAAUGAAAUGUCAUAACAAAGCUCUGAAAAGUAAAGAAACGUCAUACGUCCAUGCAGAUAAUAAUUCAAAAGAUCAUAAAGAAAAAAGUGGCCAAAAUAAGUCUGAGCAUAGCAAAAACUAUAAUUACCGCUCUGAAAUCCAUGAAUCGUCUAUCAAGCAAACUGAACGCAUUAAAAAACAACACGAUCCCAAACAAAACCUGAAAACUAAAAAAGAAGAAAAACGUUCUGAGCUGAAUGAUUUUCAAAGUUUCGAACCCGACGGAGAACUAAUUGAGUCACCUUCGCUCAAUUCCAUAUCUUGUGAAGAUAUCAGUGGCGAGAGGAUAUUUAAAGAAAAUUGUGAUAAUCAAUCAGGAAAGUCAUUAACUACGAGUUCUGCCAUCUCUUCAGGCGAUCACAUCGAUGUCAAUGAGCAAACUACUUAUUUAAAAAUAGCUGGAUUUGACAAGAACUUUCCGAAAAUUUUGGAUGCAAGCACGACCAGUAGGGAAUUGUCAUUUGAUACAGGUUUUGUUAACUUUAAACGUAACACUGCAAGUUUUAAAGGAGAAAAAGAAGAAGAGAUAAUUGAAAUACCUGGAUUAGAUUUAAUUGCAACUAAUGCGGUUAUCAGUAAUCAAUCAGUAGAAGAGAACAUCUUUGCAAAAAUUGCGGAUUCAGAUUCUAAGGUCUCUUCACCAACAGUAUGCCACAAAUCUGGAAAUCUAUUGCAAGGACUUGAAUAUAGUACAGAGCAUAAAAUGCCAGAAGAAGUUCGAAAGAUUGAUUUAAGAGAUGAAAAUGUAAAAAUUGGAAAUCUAAAAGAUUCCCAUCUAAAGAAUCUGUUAGGUAAAGAAUUAACAAACGCAUCGAGUGAAAAUCUACUAAGACAAAAUGAAAUUAGAGCGAGCAAAGGAAAUGACCAAGAUGAAAAUGAAAUUAAUCUUAAAAGAGAGAAUUCGACCUUUUUGGAAUUGUAUAAUGAUAAAAGUUCUCAAAUAUUGAAAAUAAGUCGAAAAACGGCGGAAAAAGCGUUUAGCGGCCGGAAAACUUGUGAUAAAGAAAUACCCUUGACGUCAGCCAUUACUAAAAUCCAAAAUAUCAAUUCAAAGCAGAAAGAAAAUGGUCUUAUUAUGAAUGAAGUGGAACAAUCAAAGAGACCUGAACAAGAACAAUUACUCAGCAAAAAUUUGGAAAAGCAUAAUGAGAGUGUGACUUCUCACAAGUCCGAAGAAGAUGUUAAUCGUCAAAAAUCGUCAUUUGAAGCAAAAUCUUCGAAGUUAUCUACAAAAGAAAAAGUAUCUCUAGACGAAGACGGGAAAACGUAUGACAAUGGGUCAAGCAAUGCAAAAAUAUGUGAAAUCGGAGAAACGAUAUUAAAAAAAGUCAGUGAGUCCUGCGGCCAUAUGUGUAAUAAUGGAAAUUCUCGAACGUCGACAAACGUGCAGCAAGAAAAAGUAUUAGUCGAUCAAGAAGUUUCUUCUGAUGUUAUCUCCUUGCAAAAUCCUAAUCACAUGGCUGAAAGUUGGCAAUCAGGUCAAGUUGAACCUUUGAAAGAAAAUUCUCAAACACUAAUCGAAGCAGAGCGAAUAAUAUCUGGACAAGGAAAGAAGUCGGAAGACAUAAUUAAUCAAACAAUUUUCUCCGAGACGAUCUGCUUACCUGCGUCAGUCGAGAACGAUACUAAGAGUUCACAAGAAAAAUGUGGAUCGGCCGCUCUUGGUACGAUAAUGACAUCUUUCUGCACUAACAAUUUAUUUGUUGGAGCCAAGGAGAAAAAUAGCGCACUAUGUCAAGCAAGUAAUAGCGCACAAAUUUGCCUACUACCACCCAAGAAUGAAAACAAAUCGCAACUGAUUUCGGCCGCGAACAUUGUGAACGAUGAAAAAGGGAAAUUAAAGUUAAGCGUUUCAAAGGAGAAAGGCGAAAAUCUUGUUGGAGAAACUGCGACACCGAAUUCUGAUCAACAAAUAGAAAAUAACUGUGAAUUAGUAGAACGAAAAGCUGGACAAGAAAAACUAAGGUUAUGUUCUUUAGAAAAAAAAGAAAGAAUAAGUAACAUAGAAAAAGUGGAAGAUUUAAAAGGAAAUAUAUGUUCUUUUACUAACACCGAUGUUAAUAAUAAAUCAGUUAAGGUAUGUUCCCUAUCUGGGGACCAUAAACAAAAUAUGAAGUCUGUCCCAAAGGCUCCGGAAGAGCAAAAUCGUAACAAAAAUGAAUUACAUAUAACUGACGAGAACUUAGGCGGUGCUGAUAAAGAUUUUAGUAUCACUCUCCAGCCCAUAUUGUCUCAAGAAUCAGCAAACAUUCCUUAUGCUAUGUCCAGUGAUAAGGUACUAUACAGUAAGAAAGAGGAAAUUAUUUUGAGAAAGGAAACAAAAAAGUUGGAGAUACCAGUAAAAGAAGUGGAAGAAUUUGGCAAUAGUUUACCUAGCAAUGAUUUAAGCAGUCAAUUGGAAAAUCUAAAUAAAACGCAGAUGGCUUUUAAUGCCAUGCAAAUUCGAAAAGAAACGGGCAUCGAUAUUAAUUCUGCUGACGAUGAUAAAGGAAGGAUAAGAUUAAUUACAAAAGAAAUUGACGAAGAAAACGUAAAUAAAGUAGCUCAGGUUAUAAAAUUACUACCCGAAUUGAAUGUCGUGCCGAAGGCAUUAAAUAAUGGUAAUAACGAGGCAGUUUUUCCAAAAUCUCUUCACAUUUGCAAUUCAAAUGCGACCAUUACUUCGAAAUCUACACAACUAAACAUCGUAGUGGCUUCGUUACUUAAAUCACCAUACUGUAAUAUUUCCAACAAUCCGCAACCAGCUAAAGAAACAUCUCCUACUAAACCAUCAUCGGAAGCAUCUAGUAGAUCGGCAACCGCUUCCACAAAUUCAACCGAUGUUUCGAACAAAUUGAAUAAAUUUAUCACUGAUAAUGCUCACGAAACAUCUGUUACUAACGCUUUGAAGAAUUCAUGUGUAGUACAGCAAUUGCCUUGCAUUACAAAUCAUUCAAUGGAAACUUCUGUCAACUUUAAUAACGUAUUCAGUAAAACUAACCAGGAAACGCUUACUACUACGACGUUAACAAGCAACUCUUUAGAUCUUGUUCGAUCUAUUAAUCACAAGUCUUCUAUAAAACAUAAAGAGUACAUUCUGCCGGCUGCUAGUGUCCUGUGCAAUGUACACAACUUGGAAAAUGCUACGAAAUCGACGGAAAUGACAAACAAAUCUGCAUUUUCGACCAUAGCGACAAGCAAACAAAAAAUAACUGAAAUUGAGGAUGGCAGCGAUUCUGACAGAACUAAUAAGGAAUCAGCUGAGAGAAAAGAGAUCUCGGAACCUUUCAUCAAAAGCCCAAAGAAGGCUUCUUUGACUUGUUUGGAAAAUCUGUCAAACUCUGAUUUGAGUAAUGGGAACAACGAUGAUGAUAAUUCCUCUAUAAAAGACUUAAAAAAUGACAAAGAAAUUGUUUUAAAGAAGCCGCCAUUGCUUGGUCUUGCACCCAUAACUAAAGCUGUCUGUUAUUAUAAACAAGUUAAACGCUUAGGCAAAAAAAAAUUCUAUUUUAGAAAUGUACAAGCAAGAAGAACCAAAAAGUUCCGAAGCGUUAAGAGCAAAUUUAAGCCAAGAGAUGGCUGGGGAAUUAAAAGGCGAAACCGAAACUCUUUGCCUUUAUACGCAAUUGAUGUGAAAGGUGCUGAAAGUCAAGAGAGUAAAGUCUUCGAUAAAUAUGAGAAAAAUAGCAUCACAUCCAAGUGCCUCAAUUCAAGUGAGACGGAGAAAAAAGAUCAAAAGCAAGCAUGUGUGGAAAACUUGAGGGCAGAAAAAGAAAUGGAAGAGAAAAAAGGCAUCGAAGAUGAAACGAACGCUGCAAGAAGAAGCUCCUGCGAAAAUGAAGCAGAACGUUUGGCCAUGAAUGCCACAAAUAGUGCGCAAGAAAGUUUGGAAAUUUCUCCAGACUCUCCUACAAUCAUUCAAUCUACUAAAGCACCUGCGUUGAAUGUCUCUCAAAUAAAAAAUAUAUUUCUAGAAAAUGGUGACAAGGAGGAAAUAUUACCAGGUGUCAGUAAAUUGGAAGAGAUUUGUGCUGAUGAAAAAGCAAACAACAACACCUUUCCAGACAAGGUCAAUAAAUUUCAAACGCCAACGGCAUACUUUGCAGGUUUGGACUGCUCAAAAUUCUCUGAUGUAAAGUGUUUGGAAAAGAUUCUCACGGCCAAUUGUCUUAAAAAUAAAUCAUAUAAAAUACCAAAGUUGAAGAAAUCAUUCGAAAGUCUCAAGUCGGUCAAAACAAACAAAAGAAAGUUAUUUAGUUUACAAGACGUUGGAAUUUAUGUUGGACCUAGAAAGGGGCAUCUUUCGACCUUUUGUGCACCUAAGAUUAAGGCAAAUGAGACGAUUAAAAAUCAUAAAUGUCUAGAAAUGACUGAUCAAGAAAUAAAAAAAAAUGUUGAAAACAAUCCGAGAGAGUUCAAGGCUACCGAAACUAAAAAACUAGAGACGGAUGUCUCUAAAUCAAAUGUCACGUUAGCUGGAAGCGAAGUUGUCCGGUCCGGUCUUGGCUCCGAUAAACAAACCAGGGCUUUAAAAAAUAAGGAAACUUUUGACGAAACUUCUUUAGAUUAUGCGUUCAUGAAAGCAUCGCAGAGUGGCGAAGAUAGACAUCCGCAAUUGAAAGACGAAAAGACGGAGCAAAUAAGCAAUUUGAAUCUAAUUGAAAACGUGGAAAAUACACACUUUGCAGAGCCUUCCGACCGCGAUUCGGAGCAGAUUCGGAUUAAUUCCAAGGAAAUCUUUUCCUCAUCAUCAAGUAAAAAAGGCGCGGAAAUUACCAAAGCGUCUUUGAAUCAUAAACCUUGGGACAUUCUAAUGCCUAGGUCUCCAGAAAUUGCACAAAAAUCUAUAGUAAAACCUCUUAAGUUACUUCGUCAGCCUGUAAAAAAUAAUACACCGUUAAACGAAAGGGUCAAAGUAGAUCAGAGUAUCAGCAAACUAGAAAGCACCUUUUGUAUUGAGGGGAAGCAAACACAAAAAGAUACCGAUGUAGGUAGAAAGCCGAAAGAAAAGGUACCACAGGAAUCAACAAAUUGUGGUAAAUCUUCAAUUGACAAGCAAAAGGAAAGUGUAGCUGUUACACCUAGAUUCAGUGAAGAAAAAACGCCCGAACAAUUGAACACAUCAAGUAAAAUGUUCACUUCAAGUGAAGAUAUAAGUGAACAGAGGAACAAAAUUAAUGAUAAAAUAGAUGACAUGUCAGAUAAUUAUUCUCAAAUUUCCGUCGGUGUCGCGCGUCAUAAACGUCGCAAAUGUGUGAUCUCAAAAAGACGGAUACUAGAUUCAGACAGUGAUGACGAAGAGGGAUAUUCAUCGAAAUCUGAAGGCUCUGUCAGCGAACACUGCAACAGUAGUAGUCUUACAACAAAAUUUCAACAGAAAAGUUGCCCUACACUAAAAGUAACCCAAGUAAAUAAGAACGAAACUAAUUUAGAUGGUGAGAGCAUACAAAUGCCUAAUGGAAGUUUUAAUUUACCUCAACUUAACCAUUCAAUAUUCAAUGGAGACAGUGUGGAUAGUACGGCAACAGAAGUGGUGCCAAUCGUGAAUUCUGCUAACACAUCACAAGAUGAGAAGUUUAAAGAAAUUGAUACUCAAUUAUCGGCAAUCUUUCAAUCACCGCAGUAUGAAAAAGAUUAUACGAUUAAUAAUAAAACGGAUGUCAAUGACUUCAAAAUUGAUAAUAAGAUGGAGAUAAACACUAGUGAAGUGAUACAAAAAGAGAGUGGGAUUAAGAAUCAAGAGAACGAUUGGGCUUCACUGAAUGUGUCCGCAGCAGAAACAACACAAUCAAGUUUGAAUUCUUCAGCAAAUAGUGUGAAAUGUUUAUCCUUAGGCUCUACAGAAUAUCGCUUCGAGAAAGUGUCUAAUAAUGUGGUGAAUUUAUUUAUAUCGCGUAAGCGUAAACGCAAGAAACCAACGGUCACCGACGUUUUAACUGCUUAAAUUCUGUAAAGCUUAAAAAGGUUUUCAAAAUUUAGAAUUUAACGUAGCUCCUUAAAUAAACCAUCAUUUAAUACAUUAUACUACAUUUUUUCGAUAUGAGAAAAGCCUAUAUGAAAAGAAAUAAAGCUUUACAAAAGUCUGAAUGUUUGUAAAAACCAUAUGGCUACCAUUAAAAUUUCAUGAAAGAUUUUGUAGUGUAACUCUACUUUAGAAUACAUUUAAAAGCCAUACAAAACAGUGUGACUGUUUGCCAGUAUGACAGUAUGACUGUCAGCUACUAACGAUUGUAUUCUGUUAAGCCCUUAAAAUUUUUCAUUUAUGCUAGAGGUCCAUCUCCACUCAUCAACUCAAAAAAAAAAAAAGCAUUAUGGUAUGUAUGGUUGAAUUAAGUUUUUAGUACCCGAGCGAGAUUUGGAUCGGAAUGCA
Molecule: messenger RNA, 7078 nt
Organism: Glossina fuscipes
Lineage: Eukaryota; Metazoa; Arthropoda; Insecta; Diptera; Glossinidae
Gene: FLASH
Exons: 5
Coding region: 98-6652 (2184 amino acids)
Source: RefSeq, a predicted model, not a curated record